Molecule: messenger RNA, 531 nt
Organism: Symbiodinium pilosum
Lineage: Eukaryota; Dinophyceae; Suessiales; Symbiodiniaceae
Source: the annotation of a GenBank genome assembly
GGUGAGCAGGGGCGAGUGGGCUACGUCGAGCCGGUGGGCAAUGAGGAGGGCGAGGACUCCGACACUGUUGGGGUCACCCAGAAUGACAUCAUGGACGAGGACCAGCAGGAAAACACGGGCGAUGAUGUGGUCCUCAUGCAGAAGAGCCCGCUGCAGGACUACGAGCAGGUGCUGCAAAAUCUUCUGAAGGCUAUGGAUGAGAUGACCGGGCCAAAAGCUGCCAGGCUCAGCGGGUUCGAGAGGCUGAGCGCGCUGGUAGCAGCGUUCGAGAGUGACCCUCCUGAUCUUCGAGGAGAUGAAACCCAGUGGUGCCUAGACAUGUGGCAGCACAUACGACCUUUCCUGGAGGACGUAGCGCUGCCGAGGGGAGUGAAAGUUGAAGAGCGACCUCGGCCCAGCAAUGCCACGGACCAGGAAAUAGUAGUGGUGGACAGCCAGGAACCAGUGAUGGAGGAUGGGAGCAAGCGGCAAAUGGUUCAGCUGGAAAAUGGCACACAGAGGGACCUGACAGAGGAGGAAAAGAAGAGAUGA